GAGAUUAGACUCAGGAGACGACCUUGGUAAUACCCGGCUGUCUCUGUUUUACGCGCAUCUGAGGCCAACUGGACACGUGCGAAAAGGUGGCUCCGUCCUUUUUGCUGCGGGCGGGCCUCUCUCGGAGGCUGCUGUGCGGCUUCCUGCGGGGAUCCACUCCCACGGUAGCGCGCCGUGGACUCCGGGAGACGCUCCUCAAGAGGACAUGCGCGGCCGACUCCUCCUCCCGGCGCCCGACCGGCCUGGGAUGCGGGCUUCCCCGGGGCGCGACGGCGACGGGGGGUAACCAAGGAAGGGCUGACAUGGAGGAGAGUUUUCUGUUCCCCGAGUACGUCCUGGAUUCGGAGCCCGCAGCGACCCUCCAAGACCAGCUGCGGGAGCUGCAGCAGCGGCAGGAGGAGGAGGAGCGGCGGGUGCUGCAGCGGCGGGAGGAGCGGCGGCAGCAGAAGCUACGCGCCGGCCGGCGGGUGCACCCGGUCGUGGGGCACCCGGACCCGACGGUGCCGCCCAGCGGCCUGAACUGCUCGGGUUGCGGGGCGGAGCUGCACUGCCAGGACCCCGGCGUGCCCGGCUACCUGCCCAGCGAGAAGUUCCUCAGCGCGGCGGCGCAGGAGGACGGCGGGCUGGCACGGACCGUGUGCCAGCGCUGCUGGCUGCUGGUGCAUCACCGGCGCGCCCUGCGCCUGCAGGUGAGCCGUGAGCAGUACCUGGAGCUGGUGAGCGCCGCGCUGCGGCGGCCCGAGCCCGCCCUCGUGCUGUACAUGGUGGACCUGCUUGCUCUGCCCGACGCCCUGCUGCCCCACCUGCCUGCGCUGGUGGGCCCCAAGCAGCUGAUCGUGCUGGGAAACAAGGUGGACCUGCUGCCGCAGGACACUCCCAGCUACCGGCAGCGGCUCCGGGAGCGACUGUGGGACGACUGUGCCCGCGCUGGGCUCCUGCCGCCCCCUGGCUACCGGAGGCCACAGCACCCCAGCGGGGCCCGGCCACCGGACGGGGAGGAGAAUGCGAAUCCUUCGCCCAAGUCCCGCACGGUGCUCAGAGACGUGCGGCUCAUCAGUGCCAAGACUGGCUUUGGAGUCGAGGAGUUAAUCUCCGCGCUCCAGCGUUCCUGGCGCUACCGCGGCGACGUCUUCCUGGUUGGCGCUACCAACGCUGGCAAGUCCACUCUGUUCAACACGCUCCUGGAGUCCGAUUACUGCAUCGCCAAGGGCGCUGAGGCUAUCGACAGGGCUACCAUCUCCUCUUGGCCUGGUGAGCUUUCGGGCGCCCGUCCCCUUCGUUUUCUGAGAAGCUGGAAGUCUGAUCGUGGUCCAGGCAUCUAGUCCUAUAUCCUUCCUUACUGUCCACCAGGGGCUGGCUGGAAGCUUCCCUUUAAAAAUUCUCUACCUACUUUGGUCACAUUUCUCUUGUGUCAGUUUAGUGCUUGAAAAUUCAGUAUAUGUUGUAGCAACUAUUUCCAAUAGAAAUAAUGAGCGUACUUCUAUGUACCAGUCGCUGUUCUAGGCACUGCAAAAUAAUCAGGGGACAAAGCAGUGUCUGCUCUCUUGGAGGUUUCCCUGGUAGCUUUAGUUCUUUGUAUGUAUCUCCGGAAAAAUCCUUCUUUUACUUUUUACACCUCCCUCCACCCCUGAGUCUUUCUCUUAAUAUCUUGAGUUUACUCAUGAGAAUACUAUAGAUUUAACAUUUGAAUAAAUCACUAAUGCAAUAUGUGUGGCUUUGUUGAGAAGAAAUGUCAAAUAUGUGGCUUUAGGAAACGUCUGUAGUAAUUGAAAAGUGGGUGCUUCUAUGACCUUAUUUGUUUUAACAGCUGGCAAAACUAAAUACCUCAUUUGUUCCUUUGAAAGCAGUAUUUAACUUUGAAAAGCAGUUUUUCUCUGUAGAAAACUUUGGUUGACUUAUACACACAAGCGAUUUUAUACUGGUUGGUAGUUUUUUAUUGUAUAAAAUAAGGUCCUUUUUCCUUUCUUAAGGGAAAUCAGUCACCUUGGUUUACAGUUAUGGUUUCCAACUUCCUUCCCCUUCACAUUACUUCGUUAGACAGGGCGGACACUGUAUAUCUGAAGCACACACAUCAUGUAUUACUCAAGGUGAGGCAACAUGCUUUGAUGGUUAACACAAUAGUCCCACCGCCCUGCUAAAAAAAAAAGCUUUUGUUGGACAGAACCAACUUUGUUAGUGCUCAGCUAGCUCUCCCCUGACCUUGUUCACCUUGAGGAUUUUGGCUAUAAAGUGAGGUGGGCUCUUAUAGAAACGAGAUGUUGGAUUGGACUGACUCUAGAAUAAUGACAGAGGUCGGUUUUCUCUAGGUAACACUGUCCAAUAAUACAGUAGCUACAUGUGGCUAUUUAAAUAAAUUAAAAUUAAAUAAACUUUAAAAUUUAGUUAUUCACUUGCACUAGCCACUUUGCAACUGCCCAGCAGCCGCAUCAAUGCAGAAAGUUGUACUGGAUAAUGUGAGUGAGGAGAAGUUACAGAUUUUCUCACAACUGGGAGAUGCUACUGGCAUCUAGUGGGUGGAGGCCAGAGGUGAUGCUAAACGUAAUGCAAUGCACAGGACAGCCCCUCACAACACAGAAUUAUCUGGUCCAAAAUGUGAGUAGUGCUGAGUUGAGAAGCCCUUGUUUGGGUGGAAAAGCUUCCUUCCAAGUUUUUAAUCCCAGACACUCAGAAAUUAUCGUACCUCUUCGCUCCUGCUUUAUUUGCUCCUUCCUUUGACAUGUUGAGCAGUGUGUUUAAAAUUUUCCUAACCUUUAAAAAACAAAACUCAGUGUCCGCAGAUGUAGAGAACAAACAUAUGGACACCAAGUGGGGAAAGCGAGGAGGGUUGGGGGGGGGAUGAAUUGGGAGAUUGGGAUACCAAACUGUGCACUCUAA
Molecule: messenger RNA, 2874 nt
Organism: Hippopotamus amphibius kiboko
Lineage: Eukaryota; Metazoa; Chordata; Mammalia; Artiodactyla; Hippopotamidae
Product: nitric oxide-associated protein 1-like
Exons: 1
Coding region: 303-1322 (339 amino acids)
Molecular function (GO): GTP binding
Source: RefSeq, a predicted model, not a curated record